Messenger RNA from Trichosurus vulpecula (common brushtail), 2228 nucleotides. Its product is annotated as tubulin gamma-1 chain. Gene Ontology annotation, cellular component: cytoplasm; gamma-tubulin complex; centrosome. The coding region runs from base 621 to 1976 and encodes 451 amino acids. The transcript has 11 exons. Gene Ontology annotation, biological process: mitotic sister chromatid segregation; cytoplasmic microtubule organization; meiotic spindle organization. Lineage: Eukaryota; Metazoa; Chordata; Mammalia; Diprotodontia; Phalangeridae. Gene Ontology annotation, molecular function: GTP binding; structural constituent of cytoskeleton. The record is from RefSeq and is a predicted model, not a curated record.
ACACCAGGGCUGCCUGCACCCGGCUCAGCAGCGGCUCAUAGGGCCCCAGCACAUCCAACAGGGCCCGCUGCACCGCCUCCACCUGCCGAUCCCGCUCGCCGCCGCCGGACAUCGCGCCGCGGCUCCUGAAGGCUGGCACCGGCCGCUGCUCAGCUCCCGGGCCGGCCGCAGCGGCCGCCGCCGCCGACUCCCCGGCCUCCGCCAUCUCCCUCCAGGAGCCACAACAUCCGGGGCCGCAGCCCUGUAGGUGACAAAACACAAACUGCGCAGGCGCCGGGACCCUCGGCAGCCUGCUUUCCUAGUGCGCCUGCGCCCCAACCCCGGCUAAGGAUCGUCGCUGAGGAAAUUGCAGAAGCCCGCUAAGGCCACGCCCCCACGCAACUGGAAAAGAAAGGGUCGAAGCCGGCGACGUACAUGCGCAGUGCGCAGCAGUGAAGCCCAGAGGCGGUGGAAAAGUGUUUACUUCCCUUUCGCCUUCUGAGCGGGCUGCUCUCAUCACCAAUCAGGCGCCGCUGCCAUGUGUUGCGCAUGCGCAGUGGGAGUAGCGGGUUGGCGGGCGUGCAAGCAGUGGCUACUGCUGCGUGAGGUAGGAGGCUCCUGGGCCGCGGGAACUGAGAGCCAUGCCGCGGGAGAUCAUCACCUUGCAACUGGGCCAGUGCGGCAACCAGAUUGGGUUUGAGUUCUGGAAACAGCUCUGCGCUGAGCAUGGCAUCAGCCCGGAGGGCAUCGUGGAGGAAUUUGCCACUGAGGGCACAGACCGAAAGGACGUCUUUUUCUAUCAGGCAGAUGAUGAACACUACAUCCCAAGGGCUGUGCUGCUUGACCUGGAGCCUCGAGUGAUUCACUCCAUUCUCAACUCUCCCUAUGCCAAGCUCUAUAAUCCUGAGAACAUCUACCUGUCUGAGCAUGGUGGAGGAGCUGGUAACAACUGGGCCAGUGGCUUCUCACAGGGGGAAAAGAUUCAUGAAGACAUCUUUGACAUCAUAGACCGGGAGGCAGAUGGCAGUGACAGCCUAGAGGGCUUUGUCCUGUGUCAUUCUAUUGCUGGGGGAACAGGCUCCGGCCUGGGCUCUUACCUUCUGGAGCGUCUGAAUGAUAGAUACCCCAAGAAGCUAGUGCAGACAUACUCAGUAUUUCCCAACCAGGAUGAGAUGAGCGACGUUGUUGUACAGCCAUAUAAUUCACUGCUCACCCUCAAGCGGCUGACACAGAAUGCAGAUUGUGUGGUUGUGCUGGACAACACAGCUCUGAAUAGGAUUGCUACAGACAGACUGCACAUCCAGAACCCAUCCUUCUCUCAGAUCAACCAGCUGGUGUCCACCAUCAUGUCAGCCAGCACCACCACCCUCCGCUACCCUGGCUACAUGAACAAUGACCUCAUCGGCCUCAUUGCCUCCCUCAUCCCCACACCCAGGCUCCACUUCCUCAUGACUGGCUAUACCCCUCUCACCACUGACCAGUCGGUGGCCAGCGUGAGGAAGACAACAGUGCUGGAUGUGAUGCGUCGGCUGCUGCAGCCCAAAAAUGUGAUGGUUUCCACAGGCCGAGAUCGCCAGACCAACCAUUGCUACAUUGCCAUCCUUAACAUUAUCCAGGGAGAGGUGGACCCCACCCAGGUCCACAAGAGUUUGCAAAGGAUCCGUGAACGAAAGUUAGCCAACUUUAUCCCUUGGGGCCCAGCAAGCAUCCAGGUGGCACUGUCUCGGAAGUCACCUUACCUGCCAUCUGCCCACCGAGUCAGUGGACUCAUGAUGGCCAACCACACCAGCAUUUCCUCUCUGUUUGAGAGAACAUGCCGCCAGUAUGAUAAACUUCGGAAGCGAGAGGCCUUCCUGGAGCAGUUCCGCAAGGAGGACAUCUUCAAGGAGAACUUCGAUGAGCUGGACACGUCCAGGGAGAUUGUGCAGCAGCUCAUUGACGAGUAUCAUGCUGCCACCAGACCUGACUACAUCUCCUGGGGUACCCAGGAACAGUGACCUGAUUGCUCCAAGGACAGUGGCCUUUAUUUACCUGCCUUACUGCUGUGCCUCUAUGAUAGCCUACCUGGCCAUCUUUCUGCCCCAAGGGCUUUGGAGAUGAAACAUAGGAGAGGCUUCCCUGAUUUUAUUCAUUCACUACAGUGUGUUUACACAUGCACACACCACCCAGGGCAACAGCCCACUGCUCAGGCUUACUACUAUCCCUCUGAUGAGACUUUAUUUCUAAUAAAGCACUGAAUAUAAGAGCUA